AUGCCUUUAGGAGAUCAAUCGCCACAACAAGAAGACGAUUACUUGACCAUGAGUUCAGACGACACAGUUCAGUUCACCGACAUAGGCUCUGAUGCCGGUAAUCGUGGCCCGAGAGAACGCAUCUUUGCCCAGCCUCCGGUGACAAUCAAUGUGUUUGGUGCUGGCGCAGUAACUACAGGGGGAUCUGACAUGGGGCAUACUGCUGCUACUAUCACUACUAGUAGUACUGGCAUAACCGGUAGCAGUGAUUCCGUUAUUUCGCGCCUGGAGAGCCAAAUCGCAGUUCUAUCAUACAAAGUCGAGCAGCUUGCUUCACAGAUCAACUCAGCGCAGCCACAGCCUGGACUUCAGGUUGACAGCGGGAUGUGGCGGCGUACAGAGGGGGUUCCAGCAUUACAGCGUAUCACCUUUUCGAAGAGAUUUGAGUCGGCGCCAAGGGUCAUAGUGGGUAUAUUCAAAGCGGAUUUAGAUUGUAACAAGAACUUCAGACUCAAUGUGUACGCAUCAGCCAUUGAUUCGGAAGGAUUCACUAUUCAUGCCGACUUUUGGCAUGAUACGAUCCUAUACGAAUGUGGGGUCUCAUGGGUAGCUAUAGGAAAUGGGAAGGGAUAA
Messenger RNA from Trichoderma breve, 612 nucleotides. RefSeq names its product h-type lectin domain-containing protein. Bases 1 to 612 code for a protein of 203 amino acids. Lineage: Eukaryota; Fungi; Ascomycota; Sordariomycetes; Hypocreales; Hypocreaceae. Gene Ontology annotation, molecular function: carbohydrate binding. The transcript has a single exon. The record is from RefSeq and is a predicted model, not a curated record. Gene Ontology annotation, biological process: cell adhesion.